CCAGCAUGCCCGGCGUGGCCCGCCUGCCGCUGCCGCUGCUGCUCGGGCUGCUGCUGCUCCCGCGCCCCGGCCGCCCGCUGGACUUGGCCGACUACACCUAUGACCUGGGCGAGGAGGACGACGCGGAGCCCCUGAACUACAAAGACCCCUGCAAGGCGGCUGCCUUCCUCGGGGACAUCGCCCUGGAUGAGGAGGAUCUGAGGGCCUUCCAGGUGCAGCAGGCCUCGGACUUCAGACAGCGUACGAUCCGCAGGUCUUCCAUCACAGCUGCAGGUACACUGGGAAACACCUCUACCCCCAGCUGCCAGCAGGCUAACGGGCAGCCUCGGAGGAGAAGCCCGGGGAGGUGGAGAAGCAGGUCCCGGAGCCGGCGGGCGGCGACGUCCAGACCCGAGCGCGUGUGGCCUGAUGGGGUCAUCCCCUUUGUCAUUGGGGGAAACUUCACUGGCAGCCAGAGGGCAGUCUUCCGGCAGGCCAUGCGGCACUGGGAGAAGCACACCUGUGUUACCUUCCUGGAGCGCACCGAUGAGGACAGCUACAUUGUAUUCACCUAUCGACCCUGCGGGUGCUGCUCCUACGUGGGUCGCCGUGGUGGGGGCCCGCAGGCCAUCUCCAUCGGCAAGAACUGUGACAAGUUUGGAAUCGUGGUGCAUGAGCUGGGCCACGUCAUCGGCUUCUGGCACGAGCACACGCGGCCCGACCGGGACCGCCACGUCUCCAUCGUGCGUGAGAACAUCCAGCCAGGGCAGGAGUAUAACUUCCUGAAGAUGGAGGUCCAAGAGGUAGAGUCCCUGGGGGAGACCUACGAUUUUGACAGUAUCAUGCACUAUGCCCGCAACACAUUCUCCAGGGGCAUCUUCCUGGACACCAUUGUUCCCAAGUACGAGGUGAAUGGGGUGAAACCUCCCAUCGGCCAAAGGACCCGGCUCAGCAAGGGGGACAUCGCCCAGGCCCGCAAGCUCUACAAGUGUCCAGCCUGUGGAGAGACCCUACAAGACAGCACAGGCAACUUCUCCUCUCCUGAGUACCCCAAUGGCUACUCCGCCCACAUGCACUGUGUAUGGCGCAUCUCCGUCACACCUGGGGAGAAGAUCAUUCUGAACUUCACAUCCAUGGACCUGUACCGUAGCCGCCUGUGCUGGUACGACUACGUGGAGGUCCGAGAUGGCUUUUGGAGGAAGGCGCCCCUCCGAGGCCGCUUCUGCGGGGGCAAACUCCCUGAGCCUAUCGUCUCCACGGACAGCCGCCUCUGGGUUGAAUUCCGAAGCAGUAGCAACUGGGUCGGGAAGGGCUUCUUUGCAGUCUAUGAAGCCAUCUGUGGGGGAGAUGUGAAAAAGGACAAUGGCCACAUCCAGUCGCCCAAUUACCCAGAUGAUUACCGGCCCAGCAAAGUCUGCAUCUGGCGGAUCCAGGUGUCCGAGGGCUUCCACGUGGGCCUCACCUUCCAGUCCUUCGAGAUUGAGCGCCACGACAGCUGCGCCUAUGACUACCUGGAGGUGCGAGACGGGCACAGUGAGAGCAGCACCCUCAUCGGGCGCUACUGUGGCUACGAGAAGCCUGAUGACAUCAAGAGCACCUCCAGCCGCCUCUGGCUCAAGUUCGUCUCUGACGGGUCCAUUAACAAAGCCGGUUUUGCUGUCAACUUUUUCAAAGAAGUGGACGAGUGCUCUCGGCCCAACCGUGGGGGCUGUGAGCAGCGGUGCCUCAACACCCUGGGCAGCUACAAGUGCAGCUGUGACCCUGGGUACGAGCUGGCCCCUGACAAGCGCCGCUGUGAGGGUGAGUGUCCCCAGACCGCCCCAUACCGUAUCUCCCUGCAGUUCGACUUCUUCGAGACCGAGGGCAACGACGUGUGCAAGUACGACUUCGUGGAGGUGCGCAGUGGACUCACAGCUGACUCCAAGCUGCACGGCAAGUUCUGUGGCUCUGAGAAGCCCGAGGUCAUCACCUCCCAGUACAACAACAUGCGCGUGGAGUUCAAGUCCGACAACACCGUCUCCAAAAAGGGCUUCAAGGCCCACUUCUUCUCAGAAAAGAGGCCGGCUCUGCAGCCCCCUCGGGGACGACCCCACCAGCUCAAAUUCCGAGUACAGAAAAGAAACCGGACCCCCCAGUGAGGCCCCCCAGCCUCCCGGACCCUUUGUUACUCAGGAACCUCACCUUGGACAGAAUGGGAUGGGGGCUCCCGAGCCGCCCACCCCCACCUCCGCUCUGCCACUCCGGCCUGCCUCCCUCUGGCCGGACAGAACUGGUGCUCUCCUCCUCCCUGCGUCCCCCUCACAUGGACAGGGGACCUUCCCCAUCCCCACACCCUCCCAUGUUGAUGGUGUCUGUGACAUUAUCCUGUUGUGAAGUAAAAAAGGGACCCCUGCGUCCUGCUCCUUUCUCUUGCA
Molecule: messenger RNA, 2393 nt
Organism: Myotis lucifugus (little brown bat)
Lineage: Eukaryota; Metazoa; Chordata; Mammalia; Chiroptera; Vespertilionidae
Gene: BMP1
Product: bone morphogenetic protein 1
Exons: 16
Coding region: 6-2117 (703 amino acids)
Biological process (GO): proteolysis
Molecular function (GO): zinc ion binding; metalloendopeptidase activity; calcium ion binding
Source: RefSeq, a predicted model, not a curated record